AUGCCGCACAGCAAAAGCGCGGGAAAAAGGACUGCCAGCAUUCUCUUUGCAAAGGGGAGAGACGUGACCCGAAAAGAAAGGAAAGAUGUCUCUGAAGCCCAAAGAGGCAACAAUCAGACAAAAAGAACAAAAGAGCAGAACAUACCAAAUAAAACCAGAAAGCGAAGGAAACAAAUCAAGCAAAUUGGGCUGGAUAAAGUAAUUGGAAAAUGGCUUGAUGAUAUUUGUGGUGCAGGCGAGAUUAUUAGGUUUUUGGUUGCUUGUUUUUGCAACGGAUAUAGGUGA
Molecule: messenger RNA, 285 nt
Organism: Ascoidea rubescens DSM 1968
Lineage: Eukaryota; Fungi; Ascomycota; Saccharomycetes; Ascoideales; Ascoideaceae
Exons: 1
Coding region: 1-285 (94 amino acids)
Source: RefSeq, a predicted model, not a curated record